Messenger RNA from Scleropages formosus (Asian bonytongue), 1351 nucleotides. It is a transcript of the gene ypel1, whose product is annotated as yippee-like 1. The transcript has 5 exons. The coding region runs from base 853 to 1212 and encodes 119 amino acids. The record is from RefSeq and is a predicted model, not a curated record. NCBI's taxonomy places the organism in Eukaryota, Metazoa, Chordata, Actinopteri, Osteoglossiformes, Osteoglossidae.
CGCCUGCUCGUUUCGUUGCCACCAGUUCGGCCGUAGCGAAUUUUCAGGCGGUAACAAAACAAAAGGCGAGGAGUUGAGGCGCGCGGCGGUUCCACGCGGAGUCACGCGAGCGACACAACCGUUUGCGUCCCGCGCUCUGGUCUGGAGCGACUCGCGGAAAAGAGGAGCGCUCGUUGUUUCGUGGCAUAGAUAGUUUGGAUAAGUCGCCGGAGGAGGGGUUCGCGUCGUCUUUUUUCCUUGACGCUCCUUCGCUUGUUGUUGAGCUCGUCACGCACUGGCACCACUUGGUCAGUGUAAAGACAGAGAAUAAAAAACAAAGGCGACUUUUCACCCUCGCCUCGUCAGCAGGAGGAGAAGUCAGAAGAGAAGCGCAUGGUGGUGGGAGAAGAAGGUGGCGGCGGCGAGCGACGGCUGAAGAGGAGUAGAGAGCCCAUAAAGAAAGAGAGAAGUGCAGUGGGAAGGAAGGAUUUCCUUGAGGAAAGAGAAGGAAUAUUUUAUGAGCUGCAGUAGGAGGAGGCGGUGAAGAAGCCUGAGCGUCGCGUGCCGAGCAACACGCCGUGGUUGAUGAAGUAAAGAAAUCGAAAUAGACUAGAGCAGCUGGCAGAAGCGCGACAAAGCAAAGGCGCCGAGCCCGAGUGCAGCAGCGGGAAGGAGGGAAAGAGAAAGAAGAUCCCUGCGUUCUUCGUGUCCAUUUCUCACGUGGUGUCUGUGUGGAGCGUGCCACACACCCACUCCAGAACAACAACGGCUUUUGCUUGCAUCUUCCAGUGUUUCUUCUGUCAGCAAGUCCAACAGAGUUGCAGCUCGCCCAGCGCCAGCCCGGAGCCCAGCGAGGAGCAGGCCGACAGGGAGAUGGUGAAGAUGACCAAGUCCAAGACCUUCCAGGCCUACCUGCCCAACUGUCACCGAACCUACAGCUGCAUCCACUGCAGAGCCCACCUGGCGAACCAUGACGAGCUCAUCUCCAAGUCGUUCCAAGGCAGCCAGGGCCGAGCCUACCUCUUUAACUCUGUGGUGAACGUGGGCUGUGGGCCAGCCGAGGAGCGGGUGCUGCUCACGGGUCUGCACGCCGUGGCCGACAUCUACUGUGAAAACUGCAAAACCACUCUGGGCUGGAAAUACGAACAUGCUUUCGAGAGCAGUCAGAAGUACAAGGAGGGCAAGUUCAUCAUUGAACUGGCGCACAUGAUCAAGGACAAUGGAUGGGAGUAGGGCAGCCCCGUGACCCCAGCUUUUCAGUGACCUUUCACCCCUGGCCCAGGACUCCGUGGAGCCGCUGCUCUGUGGGGGUGGGGGGCGUUCUACUCAUUGUGAAUAUUAACAAAGGAAGAUUAAGAAAAAAAAAAAAAAA